AAGGUUUGACAAGUUCCUUUUGUCAUGGGAAGAUCUAUUGCUCCUCGAUUACAGCUAGGCUAGUAAAUAUGAAAAUUGGGAUCCCAUGGGACAGGUUAGAAGUUUUGCCCCUCAAUCAUAAGAUAAGGAUUGCGGGCAUUGAUGUGACAUGCUUGGACGCAAAUCACUGCCCAGGAUCCAUCUUGAUACUUUUCGAGCCACCUAAUGGUAAGCCAGUUCUGCACACUGGGGAUUUUCGCUAUUGUGAGAAAAUGGCAAGCAUGCUGCAUGAAUGUCAUAUCCAUACUCUCAUCCUUGAUACCACUUAUUGUAAUCCCCAGUACGACUUUCCAAAGAAGGAGGCCGUAAUACAAUUUGUCAUUGAGGCUAUUCAGGCAGAAGCAUUCAACUCCAAAACUCUUUUUUUGAUUGGCAGUUAUACCAUUGGAAAAGAGAGGCUAUUCUUGGAGGUUGCUCGUGUUCUCCGUAAAAAGGUCUACAUUACUGGAACGAAGCUUCGUGUCUUAGAAUGCUUGGAGUUUCCGAAGGAAGAUAUGCAGUGGUUCACCAUAAAUGAACAAGAAAGCCACAUACAUGUUGUGCCCAUGUGGACUGUUGCCAGCUUCAAACGAUUGAAGCAUAUAUCAAAUCAAUAUGCGGACCGGUUCAGCCUUAUAGUUGCUUUCUCUCCUAGUGGUUGGACAUUUAGUAAGGGGAAGAAAAAGUCUCCAGGAAGAAGGUGGCAGCAGGGUACUGUAAUAAGGUAUGAAGUGCCAUACAGCGAACAUUGCAGCUUCACAGAACUGAAGGAGUUUGUUAAACUUUUUUCUCCUGAAAGGAUAAUACCAAGUGUCAAUAAUGAUGGAUCAGAUUCUGUGAACGCCAUGGUUUCUCUCCUUUUAUCUUGAUUUGUUUCCGGGUGGAAGUAUUUAUAGAUGGUCGAAGAUGGUUCUUUCACGAGCUGUGCUAAUGGAUUUGGUAGGCCAUGCAACCGAGUGAAGGACGCUACACAAGGUAGACAGACUAUUCAAUUUUAGAAACAAAGGCUAAAAUUCUAAAUGAAAUGAAUUUUAAAUGGUUAUGAUUUGAAAAUUUUGUUAAAGAUUGUGUUGAGAGAAUUUCCUUUUUCAUUGUAAUAAUUGUAAGUAGAUGAUUGAACUUUAAACUGUAUUUUUA
Molecule: messenger RNA, 1155 nt
Organism: Carica papaya (papaya)
Lineage: Eukaryota; Viridiplantae; Streptophyta; Magnoliopsida; Brassicales; Caricaceae
Source: RefSeq, a predicted model, not a curated record